AUGGACCCGCUGUGGACCCGGAGAAAUGCAGUAUGGACUUCCGCUUUGGGAUUUUCUCCACAAUUACAAGGAAUCGAAGGUGCCGAAAAGGAGUCCAACCAUGCAAUCUUGCUCAUGCUUCGCGCAGAAGCACACGCCAGAAAUCCAAGCCAGGAUGUUACAGCCCUCCUCCCUCGCAUCAAAGGCCGGGUUGUUGCUCUGGAACACGGGCCAAAAUCUGGGCAGUUGGACCUCUCCCCGAUAAACAUUAAUCACGGCUUUCCCCGUUUUGGUGUGCGAGGAUGGCUUGACCCAUGGAUGUACACUCCGUGCCUAGUAUGUAUGUAUACGGAGUACUGUAUGCUGCCUUCCACUUUGCCGCUGAGCGACUUCCAGUCACAAGCUCCCGGCAACGUUUUCAAUGACGUUACAAUACUGGACACGAACAUCUUGCGCCCACAUUCGCAGAACAACCAUAGCUCUGGAGAAAAGUACUCCGUAUGGGAAGCAACUACAUUUAUACAGGACAAGGGUGGGAUUACGGCGCAUAUGUUUGGUGCAGGGAUGGUGUGGGUCUGCUCUCCCAAUUUCAACCGCGUCCGUGGGCGAGCACACAAGGAUAGCUGUAUUUCCAACACAUGCGGAGCUGUGCAUCCAUACUGGCUGAGCCUUGAUCUGAUCAAGAAGUCGCUCAAGCUUGCCAAGCGCGUGUGA
Molecule: messenger RNA, 693 nt
Organism: Coccidioides immitis RS
Lineage: Eukaryota; Fungi; Ascomycota; Eurotiomycetes; Onygenales; Onygenaceae
Exons: 3
Coding region: 1-693 (230 amino acids)
Source: RefSeq, a predicted model, not a curated record